UCCUCUUCACUUGUUGAGAGCGGCUCCUGCACUCCUGCGUGUGUUUUGGUGAACGUCGUCCUCCUGACUGAAUCUGGUUCCUGCAGCCUCGUCGUCCCUUUGUCGUCCCACGACACGUAAAUAAUUAGUUGUGUGGUGUUCGUCCUCAGUUCGGAGCGUGAGCAGCUCUGCUCCUCCUUCCAAUAGCCACUGUCUGUCUGUCUGUCUGUCUGUGUGUGUGCAAGCUGCUGCAGCUCACUGAGGGUCGUCUGAGCAGCGGGAGCAGAGGAUUGCAGAGGAUUCUUCUUCGAAACUGCUGCUGAUAUUCAGGCACGAUGCAGGCUGCUGAGAAGGCGGUGGACGGCGACCUGCUGCCUGACGGCAACGGGAAGGACCCGAACCCCGGUGGACAGACAGAGGGCUCAAAGUGGCAGAAACCCCGGUUCACACGCAAGUCGCUCAUGAAGUGCUGUCUGGUGAAGUGGAUCAUCGCCAGCACUACGCAGCAAGGGCCAGAUGACAGCAGCGACAGCGACCUCGAGCUCUCCAUGGUGCGCCACCAACCCGAAGGCCUCGAGCAGCUCCAAGCCCAGACCCAGUUCACCAGGAAGGAGCUGCAGUCGCUUUACAGGGGCUUCAAAAAUGAAUGUCCCAGCGGACUCGUGGAUGAAGAAACAUUCAAAACCAUUUAUUCACAGUUCUUCCCUCAAGGAGAUGCAACCACAUACGCACAUUUCCUGUUCAAUGCCUUUGACAUGGACCGAAGCGGCUCCAUCCGGUUUGAGGACUUUGUGUUGGGGUUGUCUGUGCUGCUGAGAGGCUCUGUCACAGAGAAACUCCGGUGGGCGUUUAACCUGUACGACAUCAACAAGGACGGCUACGUCACAAAAGAGGAAAUGUUGGCAAUAAUGACGUCUAUUUAUGACAUGAUGGGCAGAUACACUUUACCCAGUGUACGAGACGAUUCCCCCUUUGAGCAUGUGGAGAAAUUCUUCCAGAAAAUGGAUCGUAACAGAGAUGGAGUGGUGACUAUAGAUGAAUUCAUAGAAACUUGCCAAAAGGAUGAAAACAUAAUGGCUUCCAUGCAGCUCUUUGAGAACGUCAUUUAGUUUCUGUUCAAGAAUUUCUGGUCGCUAAUGAUGCCCAGUGCUUCAAGCUACCACAUCCUGCCCCUGAAUGACUUCAUUCACACGGAAAAGGGAAAAAAAAGAGUCAUGCGACAGAUUCGGCGGAAUUUAACAUAAACUGGCGCUAGUGGAACUGUUCCAUGCAGAGAAAUGUGCAGGGUUCACCCAACCACCCGAAGAGGAAGUUUUUCUUUGCACGACAGUUUUAUUUCGUUUUUGCACACGAAAGAAGCCAACGUCGUCGUUGCCAGAUGUGCAUGAGUGUUUGCCUGACAUUAAAAAGCAUGUGACGCAAAGCACUUUGAACACAAACGAAGGGUUUUAUUUUCACCACUUUGAUCAAAUGAGACUAUUAAAAUGCAAAUAAUAAUAAUAAUAAUGACCUUUAGACUAUUGUCUGAUUGUGAAGUCAUUGCAAUCAACACCUGCUGAAACACGCAUCGUCCUACUGAUACAGAUCCCUUCUAUUUUAUGACGUUAUUUGCGACAGACGUAUGAUCCAAAUAUGUGCACAAUCCCUCUUGCAAAACUGAAAAUUUUAAUAUCUGCCAGUCGCAUUGUAUUCAACGUUGUGGAAGUGUAAAGCUCUGAAAGAAAAAAAAAGCAAUAAAACAAAGUUUUAAGCAACUUGGUGCGUGCAGACAGUUAAUGUCUCACUGCAUUAACACAAUGUCAGACUGUGUCUCUCUGCUCAAACCGAACAAGGCUCCAGUUGUUCUAUGUGUAUGUACCCCACAUUACAUCUUCCAAACCCAGAUUGUUUGGUCGUUUUCAGCCUUUCUCUUUCAAACAGUCAUUUCUCCUUUUUUCCCCCUCUACAUCACGGUCUUGGAAUGUCGUGCAUAAGUGCACUAAAAAGCCUCAGAACGUUUAUCAGGGAUCAGUCUGCAGAUUUUUGUUCUUUUUCACCAGACCCACAUCAUGGUGUUAGAUAUGUCAAAUUAAUCUUAGAAAUAAAGAUAUUUACAAUGCAAAACACUU
Messenger RNA from Mugil cephalus (flathead mullet), 2087 nucleotides. Its product is annotated as calsenilin-like. The record is from RefSeq and is a predicted model, not a curated record. Gene Ontology annotation, biological process: regulation of potassium ion transmembrane transport; negative regulation of transcription by RNA polymerase II. The coding region runs from base 315 to 1088 and encodes 257 amino acids. The transcript is spliced from 10 exons. Gene Ontology annotation, cellular component: nucleus; voltage-gated potassium channel complex. Gene Ontology annotation, molecular function: DNA-binding transcription repressor activity, RNA polymerase II-specific; RNA polymerase II cis-regulatory region sequence-specific DNA binding; potassium channel regulator activity. Lineage: Eukaryota; Metazoa; Chordata; Actinopteri; Mugiliformes; Mugilidae.